This is a messenger RNA of Saprolegnia parasitica CBS 223.65, 252 nucleotides long. RefSeq lists its product as hypothetical. The transcript is spliced from 2 exons. Lineage: Eukaryota; Oomycota; Saprolegniomycetes; Saprolegniales; Saprolegniaceae. The coding region runs from base 1 to 252 and encodes 83 amino acids. The record is from RefSeq and is a predicted model, not a curated record.
AUGCUCAUCAUUUGCGCGCUAGUACAACCGCCCACUGGUCCUCUCAGCGACAGUACAUGUUGGUACUUUCAAUCGAAUUACUUGGUCGCAGGAGUUAAGACGAGUACGUGUAGGUCCGUAGAUGACUCUAUCUGCCCGGCGAGCUGGGAUAGCUCGCCGGGCAGAGGUCGUGGCAACGUGCGGUGGUACUAUAUUCUUUGGUGCCCGCUGCAAUAUCAUCAACCAGAGGCGACCGCUCUCACGACGCCAUAA